Molecule: messenger RNA, 1179 nt
Organism: Closterium sp. Naga37s-1
Lineage: Eukaryota; Viridiplantae; Streptophyta; Zygnematophyceae; Desmidiales; Closteriaceae
Source: the annotation of a GenBank genome assembly
AUGUUAUUUCACCCGGGUGCUGAUUUUGAUUGCUUUUCUGUGUGUCUUGCAGGGGCCCGUAAACUUGAGGAUUUGAGGGAAGAGAAGCAACAGCAGGACCAGGUGCAGCGAAAACAGGGGCAGUCACAAGAUCCACAAGGGAAGCCAAAACAGCAGCAGCAGCAAUCCACUCGAGCACAGAACCAAGAAGAAGCUUAUGAGGCGGUUCAACAGGCACAGAAUCAUGAAGCAGCACCUUCAGCCGCCGCCACCACCGCUGCUGCUGUCAGUGGUGAUGCGGAGCAGAUGGUUCGUGAGUUGCGAGAGAGCAGUGCGAGACUGAAGGCGGUAGGGCAGGACCCCUUGCCUGACGCACUGCGAUUGGCUGAGGCUGCUAAAGCCCAGGUCCGGGAUCAGGCUCGGGGUAAGGCUGAGGGUGAGGCUAGGAAUGGUGGCUUGGGGGAAGAGAGGGAAGUCGUUCAGGGUAGUAAAGCAAGGGGAGGGGGAAGGAAGGAGAGGGUGGGGUUGGAACACGUGAGGGAGGAGGAGGAAGAAGAGGAGGGUGAGGAGGAUAGGAGGACGAAUGAAGCUGGUAUGUGGAGGAAAUGGAAGAAACAGGGGGAAGAAGGGGGAAGGAGAGUAGCUAGUGAGACUGGGUUGGAAGUUCUGGGAAAAGGAGAGGGUGAGAGAAGAAGGCGUGGUGAAGAUGGGAGAGAGGAGGAUGGAGAGGGAAGGGAUGGGGGUGGAAGGAGGAGGAGGAUGAUGGACCCUCAACCAACCGCACGCAUUCUAGAGUGGUCUGAUGAUGACGGGGAGUUGGAAGAGACUCCAGAGCCAGCUCAACCCCAUGGUCCCAGCAACCGGCAUGGCCGCACCAGUAUGCCCGCCACAGUGCACCUACGAACGCCCUCCGCCCCCCACCUCUCCCCUCUCAACCUGCAUGCUGCUUCUCCUGCCACUGCUGCCACUGCUGCUGCUGCUGGUGCUGCUGCUGCUGCUGGUGCUGCUGCAAGGGGUGGUACGGGGCAAGGUGUGAGGAGGCGGGGAGGCACUGUGACUGCGACUGGAAGGCUGAGGAGGCCUAAGCGGCCGUUCAGUGCGGAGGAGACAGACACACUCAAGAUUGGCGUCAUGAGGUUUGGCAAAUCGUGGAGUCAGAUCAUGCACGAAUACGCCGAUGUCUUUGCAGGCCGGACGCAG